Messenger RNA from Notolabrus celidotus (New Zealand spotty), 3057 nucleotides. Its product is annotated as serine/threonine-protein kinase MAK-like. Gene Ontology annotation, biological process: protein phosphorylation; intraciliary transport; intracellular signal transduction. The transcript is spliced from 18 exons. Bases 455 to 2464 code for a protein of 669 amino acids. Gene Ontology annotation, molecular function: protein serine/threonine kinase activity; ATP binding. Gene Ontology annotation, cellular component: nucleus; cilium; cytoplasm. NCBI's taxonomy places the organism in Eukaryota, Metazoa, Chordata, Actinopteri, Labriformes, Labridae. The record is from RefSeq and is a predicted model, not a curated record.
CCAGUCCCAAUCAAAUGCAGGAUUGAGAGUCAACCACUAGAUGGAGCACUCUUACAAAGAUUAUCAAAUCAGUGGAGUGGAGCCAGGUGACCCACAUUCAGUCUCACAGGUCCAUUCGUUGCCUAGGAAACAGGAAGCCGCCCUGACACAUGCCUGUCAGUCUCCUUCUGCAGCAUCACCAUGCUAACUUCAACAGAAAUGUCUCCUAUAUGGAUGGUUGAUAUACAUUGCACUCAAGUGUCAUUCAUGCACUGUUAGACAUAGUCGACGAUAAGUAAACUCAUGUGAUUGGAAAGGUCUGCACAGGAAUUGCCCUUCCUCCGUCCGCAGUCAGGACUUAGCUUCCUUCAGAUGUGACAAGGUGGAACAGGCAGGAUCAGACAGUGGCACUCUCGCUGGCCAAGAAUAAAUUACAGUUAAUGCUUUAACUGUGUUGGACUGCCAAGACUCCCCAAUGAAGGACCGACUGGGCUCUCUGUGGAAGAUGAACCGCUACACCACCCUCAAGCAGCUGGGGGACGGGACGUAUGGCAGCGUUCUCCUGUGCAAGUGCAACGAGACAGGGGAGCUGGUGGCCAUAAAGAGGAUGAAGAGGAAGUUUUACUCUUGGGAAGAGUGCUUGAAUUUAAGAGAAGUGAAGUCGCUGAGGAAGCUGAACCACGCCAACAUUGUCAAACUGAAGGAGGUCAUCCGAGAAAACGACUACCUGUACUUUGUCUUCGAGUACAUGAAAGAAAACCUCUAUCAGCUCAUGACGGAGAGAUACAAGUUGUUCCUUGAGUCAGUCAUCAGAAACAUGACAUUUCAGAUAUUACAGGGACUGUCCUUUAUGCAUAAACAUGGGUAUUUCCAUCGUGAUAUGAAACCGGAGAACUUGCUCUGCAUGGGGCCAGAGCUGGUGAAGAUUGCAGAUUUUGGACUUGCACGAGAAAUCCGCUCGCAGCCACCUUACACUGUUUAUGUGUCCACAAGAUGGUACCGAGCCCCAGAGAUUCUGCUGAAGUCAAACUCCUACAGCUCACCCAUCGACAUCUGGGCCGUGGGAUGCAUCAUGGCGGAGCUGUACACACUCAGACCCCUGUUUCCUGGCAACAGCGAAGUGGAAGAGAUCUUCAAGAUCUGUCAGGUGCUGGGAACGCUUAAGAAGUCUGACUGGUCUGAGGGCUACAACCUGGCCAAUGCUUUGAACUUCCGCUUCCCAAAGUGUAUCCCCACCAGCCUCAGAUCCCUGAUCCCCAACGCCAGUGAUGAGGCCAUCAUGCUGAUGAAAGACUUGCUGCAGUGGGACCCCGAGAGAAGACCGAGUGCUGCUCAGGCUUUACGGUAUCCAUACUUCCACGUGGGCCAGGCGCUCUGUGCUCCUCUGAAGUACGCAGAGCACCACACAAAUCAGACAAAGAUCUCAGAGGAUGCUUCGGAGACAAAGCCUUUGUCUCUCUGCAAGUCUGAUGUAGAGUCCGUCAAAGCAAGUGGGAUCCAUGCAGAGAUGCAGACCAGCAGCCAGUCUCUCCACCGGCCUCUCCAGCAGAUCUUCCUUCCUCAGGACAACAGAGAGCCGAGCAGAAGAUCAGCAGUUUGUUCCACCAUGUUCAGAGAGGGGCAGGAGGAACCUCUCAGCCUGGUGAAGAACAGGCGACCCAUGAACUGGCAAUCUCCUGCAAGAGCAGCUCACUCGGGAGCAGAGAACGGCUUGGCUGGAGUGAGGGCAGGACGCAGAAGAUGGGGUCAGACGUUAUUCAAGUCUGUGUCCAGCUUGGACUGCAGUGAGGAUGCAGAUGUUGGAGUUUCCCUCUUCAAGAAACACACAGCUGGCUCCUUAAAGGAGAGGACGCUGGACCCUUGCUCAGGGGCAGAGCUGAACAGUGGGCUGAUCAGAGGGGACUCCUCCACUCUGUCUGCCAAGCAGCACUACCUCCGCCAGUCCAGAUAUCUGCCUGGUGUAAACCCGAGAAAAAAGUCCUCAGUAGAAAACCAGGAGGUGAACAGAAACCUGUGGGGUAGCUCAUGCUUAACCCGAGGAUCAGGGCUGGAGUUUCCUCUGAUUAAAGACAUUAAACUUCCCAAACUCACAGUAGCACAGCCUGUUGAAGAAAGGACCCAGGAGGAUCUUGAUCCACCCAAAGACUCCUUCAUGAGCAGCUCCAACAGACCAUCCAAGACGUACCUGUCACCUUUACAGAGGACUGAUACAGGAGCAGUGAGACAGAGGCUCACAGGCUCCUCUGCCAUGGAUCUGUCGUCUGCUGCUGAUCUCAAAGUCCAAUCAAAAAUCAAACCACCAAAAGGCAAGACCUCCUUAAACAAACUGUUUCCCUCAAGUGAAGAAUACGAAGGACGGAGGAGCCGAAAUGCUCAGAUCCUGACAUCCAGCACUGUUGGGAAGAAAACCUUCGUAAGGAGCACAAACGUCCAGCCUGUGCACGGACGCAUCAACUGGACUGCCAAAUACGGAGGCCACCAGUAGCAGAGUAGUUCACUCUGCUCCACCAGUGACUCAUGGGAAAAUUCCCACUGCACUUCAGCAGGAAGAACAGACUUCAGAGGAGAAGCUGCCAACAGUGUCUAAAAGUGAAUCCUGCUGGACUGAUGUUACAUUUGACAUAGGAUUAAACAUGAAUCAGUGCUCGCCAAAAGUCCUCGACUUCCAUCAGCAUUUUUAAAUAAUACACCAGGAAAUGAAAGAUAUAUUUUUUUAAUCAAUUGACAAUUACAUUUUUUUAUUUUUCAGCAACACAAUAAAAAAAUGUUUGUAUUUAAAAAGAAAGAUUUUUUUAGAUACUUUUUUAUCAGUUUUGUAAACAGAACAGUACUCUUAUUUUUUUAAACAUAUAACAGUAGAUUUUAAUAGAAAAUUGCACGUUUUUGAAUUAACAGAAUGAGAGAACUUUUUUUUUCAUGAAAAUAAAUAUGUUCAGACAGAAAAGGUUAGAUUUUAGAUAUUUUCAAGAUUGAUGUAAUCUCUUUAGCAUCAAGAUGUUUCUCAACAGCAUGGGUGCACUGAAAAGAAAAUGACAUUUUCAGGUACACGGCUGGAAAAGUAAAAAAAAUAACAAUCUU